Molecule: messenger RNA, 2259 nt
Organism: Triticum turgidum subsp. durum (durum wheat)
Lineage: Eukaryota; Viridiplantae; Streptophyta; Magnoliopsida; Poales; Poaceae
Source: the annotation of a GenBank genome assembly
AUGGACUUCGCGGAGCUGGAGGCCGUGGAGGGCCUCCGCUGGCCGUGGCACUCGUGGCCGCCGACGCCCUCCGCCGCGGAGGCGCUGGUCGUCCCCACGGCGGUGCUCUGCACGCCGCUCCACCCGACGGCGCCCGACCUGCUCCCGAUCCUCCCCUACCCGCCCCUCCGCUGCGCCUCCCCGGCCUGCGCCGCGGCCCUCAACCCCUUCUCCCGCGUCCACCACGCCUCCGCGCGCUGGUCCUGCUCCUUCUGCGGCUCCAAUGCCAACCCCUACCCGCGCCACAUCUCCCCCGAUUCGAUCCCCGCCGAGCUAUUCCCCACCCACUCCAGCGUCGAGUACACGCUUCCCCCGGACCCUGCCGAGGUGGGGGGUGGCGCCCCGCCCGCAAUCGUGUUCGUCGUGGACGCGGCCACCGCGGGGGACGAGCUCGCCGCGCUCAAGGCGGAGCUGCUCAGGGUCGUGCAGGGGCUGCCUGAGAGGGUCAGGGUGGCGCUCGUCACGUUCUCGGCGUCGGUGUGGGUGCACGAUCUCGGCUUUGAGGGCUGCGCCAGGGUGGUCGUGUUCAAUGGGGAGCGUGAGCUCGAGUCGGACAAGAUACAGCAACUUCUAGGUGUUCGACAUUCACGAUACAACAAGUUGGCUACACUGAAACCCACUGAAGCGCAGAGAUUUUUGUUGCCUGUUUCUGAAUGUGAAUUUAGCAUUACAUCUGCAAUAGAGGACCUGAGUUCUAUGUCUGCUUGCCCACGGGGGCAUCGCCCAUUAAGGGCUACUGGCGCUGCUAUUUCCACAGCUGUUGCUCUUCUGGAAAGUUGCUGCUCACCUUACACUGGUGGCCGAAUCAUGGUUUUUACAUCUGGUCCCACGACAGUGGGUCCAGGACUUGUGGUGGAAACCGAUCUCGGGAAGGCAAUUCGUUCGCAUCGUGACAUUUUCAAUGGCAAUGUGCCUCUUGUUGAAAAAGCCCAGGAUUUCUAUAAGAAGGUUGCCAAGAGAUUGACAGACAGUGCAUUAGUUCUUGAUCUUUUGGCUUGCUCUCUUGAUCAGAUUGGAGCUGCAGAGCUUAGGUAUCCAGUUGAAGUGUCUGGGGGCUUAAUGGUGCUUACAGAGUCAUUUGAGUCUGAACAGUUCAAAAGCUGUUUAAGGCAAACCUUCAAGCGUGAGGGUACUGAUUACCUUAACAUGAACUUUAAUGCAACGAUUGAGGUAGUGACAUCAAAGGAGGUCAAGAUUUGUGGUGCCCUUGGUCCUUGCAUCUCCCUUCACAGACAAAACAGCUCGGUUAGUCAUAAAGAAAUUGGUGAGGGUGGGACAAAUUAUUGGAGAAUGAGUACAUUGAACAGCAAAACCUGUAUUGCUUUCUUCUUCCGAGCUGAUUGUAGCCGUGAUACCGAUCCCCCAACUGUCUUCUUUAUUCAGUUCAUGACAAGAUACCGACAUGGUGAUGGUAGCAAUCGCCUAAGGGUAACGACUGUUGCGAGAAGAUGGGCUGGACCUCGAUCUCCAGAAAUUGCUGCAGGGUUUGAUCAGGAAGCUGCUGCAGCAGUUAUGGCCAGGCUUGCUGUUCACAGAGCAGAGACAUACCAUGUUAGAGAUGUAAUACGAUGGCUUGACAAGAUGCUUAUUCGCUUCACUGCUAAGUUCGGAAACUAUGUCCCUGAAGAUCCAUCUACAUUUCGCUUGUCCACUAAUUUCUCCCUGUAUCCGCAGUUCAUGUACUACCUGCGAAGGUCACAGUUCAUUGAUGUUGGCAACAGCUCUCCUGAUGAAACUGCUUUCUUCCGGUUGAUGUUGAAUAGGGAGGGAGUUGUGGGAUCCCUGAUCAUGAUCCAGCCAACUUUAUUCCAGUACUCAUUUGAUGGACCACCUAUCCCUGUGCUGCUAGAUGUCAGCUCCAUCUCUCCUGAUGUCAUUUUGCUAUUUGAUUCGUACUUCUAUAUAGUGAUUCAUUAUGGCUCGAAGAUUGCUCAGUGGAGGAAACUUGGCUAUCAUAAAGACCCAAAUCAUGAGAACUUACGGAAGCUGCUUGAAGCACCAGAAGUUGAUGCAGAGGCACUAUUGGCAGACCGUUUUCCAGUGCCAAAACUCAUAAAAUGUGAUCAGCAUGGGAGCCAGGCCAGGUUUUUACUAGCCCGAUUGAAUCCAUCUGUGACACAGAAAUCACAGCUUUCUGAAGGAUCUGAAGUCAUAUUCACCGACGAUGUUUGUCUGCAAGUUUUUAUUGAACACUUGCAGGAGUUGGCUGUUCAGGGUUAG